Molecule: messenger RNA, 2052 nt
Organism: Lachancea fermentati
Lineage: Eukaryota; Fungi; Ascomycota; Saccharomycetes; Saccharomycetales; Saccharomycetaceae
Source: the annotation of a GenBank genome assembly
AUGAGUAUUUAUCGACCCGUGAAGGUACUCUUGAGUCAUGUCGCAGCAAGUUUGGGAUUACUAGGCACACGCGUAAGGCACGCCAAUCACUACUUGAGGCGGACCAAGAAUAAGAACCUUGAUAUAUUAGCAUUGAGCAUCCUCGGACUAUUACUCCUUGGUUUCAUCACGAAGAACCUUCAAACUCCAGCUGAAAGGGUCUUCGAAAAAGAGUACACGGUUGAAGAAGCAUCCGAUUUAGAUACUGCAUUAGAUCACAGUAAGGGUGACUAUAUACAUAGCUUUCCCGAACCAGUAAAAAAAGCACUUCAAAAUGUAAUUCAGCACAUCAUUGAUAAUCCUAUUGAUGGUCAUUUAGAUAAGCAAAAAGAAUCUGAAUGCAAUACAGGAAAGGUAGCUAUUACGGAUACGUCGAAAUUUGGCCAACUAACGGAGUCAUCUUUGAAAAACUGUAUUCAAGUUUCAGACGAAAUCACUGCAAAACUUAAAGCUUCACAGACGGCCUUCAUAUCGAAAAUCAGAAGUGACUUAACGGUAAAAUAUGACAGCAUAGACGGUGGUGCAUUUCAUAAUGAGGGAAUAGUAAUGGUAGGUGGUGGUAAAUUUUCCCUAUUUGCCUUAACUGCAUUAAAAGCAAUCAGAGCUAAUAGUGGUGUUCAAACUAGAAAUACAGCUCCGAUAGAGAUUAUCUUUCCAUCAGACGAUGACGAUGACAAAACGUUCUGUGAGAGCGUCUUACCCGUCGUCGACCCAUCUGGAUUGACCAAGUGUAUCUUUUUGACUGAUGUAUUUGACCGCCCCUCCUCUUCCAAUAUGCCAGCCCAACAGUUAAAGGCUCUAGCUCUUUUGGUUUCAUCAUUUGAGAAGAUUUUAUUGCUUGAUGCCGACAACUAUGUCAUCAAUUCGCUGGAUGAUUACUUCAGCCAUAACGAGCUCCAAGAGCGUGGCCUUGUUUUAUGGCCUCAUUUUUGGCGCCGUGUACAUCAUCCUAAGUUAUAUGAUAUUUUUAACGUUGGUAUUGAUAGAUCCAACGUUGUUAGGAACUGCUUUGAUGAUGUGUCCCCUAAGUACAUGUUUCAGAAGGAGAAACUUGAUGAGACUCCAUUUCACGAUUUUGACCACGCUAUACCGGACGGCUGCACUGAAACUGGACAACUUCUGAUCAACAAAAAGAAACACCUCGACACAAUAAUUCUAAAUCUUUAUUUGCAUUACAAUGGCGAAGCCUACUUUUAUCCAUUGCUUGACCAGUCAGUAGGACUUGACGGUAAUCAAGAUACGCUUACGUUAGCGGCACAUGUUUUGCACGGUGAAAGAUCAUACUACCAAAUAAAGGCACCAAUUGAGAGUAUGGGUUAUUGGCUGGACAGCCAAACAGGCUCUCCCUUGAAUGAUGAGGAACUUGACUCUGUGACUGCUAAACGUUUCUACCGUACUGCUUGGUUGCAACAUGACUUAGUCAAUGAUUGGAAUUUUCAUGCAACGGGAAAUAACAUAAUAAAUGACAAUGUCUAUGAGCGAGAGAUCACUUUUUGUAAUCAGUGGCUACAUGAUCACAACGAUUCUUUUGCAAAAGCAGACCAGGCACAACAAAUAGAUCAAUGCAGGAAAAGCGAUGAUUUCAAAAAAACAUUUGAAUACAUCAUGAAAACUUCCUACAAGUUGUCCGACAUUUCAUCUCUCUACAAGUACACGCCAGUCACAUUUGUUCAUUCCUUUUCUCCGCAAUAUGAUCCAUGGGAAUGUUCGCAGAGAGAAGAGUCCAUUUUUCAUACUACUGAUCCAAAAGAUAAAACUAAAAAUCGCUCUAUCAGCAUUCAUUAUAGAAUGUACGAUUCUAAGAUGUCCAGAUUAACCAAUUACGACCUAGAAUUGGAAAACUGGUUGAUUUUUAAAGAGGUCUUGUGUGAAUAUCCUGAUAGCUACAAGAAAUUUAGCUACUUGGCGAAGCAUAUUGAAGCCACAGAAACCCCUGAAGAAAGUGCCAUCUCCAUGUGUGCGUAUAUUCGAGCAAGAGUGAAGUAUUUGCAAGAUACUACAUGGUCUACGUAA